Brettanomyces bruxellensis is the source of this 381-nucleotide messenger RNA. RefSeq lists its product as uncharacterized. Lineage: Eukaryota; Fungi; Ascomycota; Pichiomycetes; Pichiales; Pichiaceae. Gene Ontology annotation, molecular function: protein heterodimerization activity. The transcript has a single exon. Bases 1 to 381 code for a protein of 126 amino acids. Gene Ontology annotation, biological process: peptidyl-glutamine methylation; tRNA methylation; rRNA (guanine-N7)-methylation. The record is from RefSeq and is a predicted model, not a curated record.
AUGAAGUUAUUGACAACGAACUUUGUUCAGUGUGCCGUGAAAUCGUGCAACGGAUCCGAGAAAUCAUACCCACUCAAGUAUGAGGAUUGCCAGCUUCAACUUGAAGAGCAAGAGUUCAAACCAGCGUUUAUUAUUGCAAUGCUACAACGAAUCAACUGGCAGGCACUUGUAAAAGUGGCGGCAGACUUGGGAAACAGCAAUCUUCCUGCCGAAAAGCCGGCUGAUGUGGAAAAUAACGAAGCACUACUUAAGGAAUUGCACACAUUACUGAUAGAAACGCAGAUAACCGAGGGGAAAAUGGUGUGCGAGAACUGUGGACACAUAUAUUACAUCAAAGACUCCAUUCCGGACUUCCUCCUUCCUCCUCACCUCGCAAACUGA